This is a messenger RNA of Labrus bergylta (ballan wrasse), 2385 nucleotides long. The record is from RefSeq and is a predicted model, not a curated record. Lineage: Eukaryota; Metazoa; Chordata; Actinopteri; Labriformes; Labridae.
CCAGACCACCAACCAUUGCCAGUCCACAAACAAACACCAGACCACCAACCAUUGCCAGUCCACAAACAAACAGAAGACUGGGAUUCACUGCCAGUCCGCAAACUAAAGACAGACAAGCACAUAUUGUUAGGCAACACAUCAUUUAAACAGCUUGUAAUGCAAGACCCCAAACAAACUGAAGUUCCCCAGCCACGCCAAGAAAACCACUUAUUUUGGGACCACAAACAAACACCAGGAAACCAAUCGUGGCAACAACAGAAACAAUCACCAAACCCUGAACCGUUGCAGGGAAAUGAACCGAUGCGAGUCCUCACAUCAAUACCACUCAAACACAUGCUGCUACUAGUCCCCAAACAAUCACAAGAUGAACCACCAUCGCUAGAAGUUCAACCAUCGGCAGUCCCCAAACAAUCACAAGAUGACCCACCAUCGCUAGAAGUUCAACCAUCGGCAGUCCCCAAACAAUCACAAGAUGACCUACCAUCGCUAGAAGUUCAACCAUCGGCAGUCCCCAAACAAUCACAAGAUGACCUACCAUCGCUAGAAGUUCAACCAUCGGCAGUCCCCAAACAAUCACAAGAUGACCCACCAUCGCUAGAAGUUGAACCAUUGGCAGAUCAAAAACAAUUACCAGACCGAAAACCGUUGCUGGCACACCAAAUGUCACCAGUCCUCAGUGAGACCACAGACAUCCAGCCAUUGCCAGACAGCAAACAAACACCUCAACACCAACCACUGCAGGAUAAACCCUCUCCUGAUAUCAGCCCCUGCUCCUCCUCUGAGAAACCCCAUCAGCCCAGUGUUGUGGUGAAGGCAGUGGCAGACUCUGCCUGUGACAGCAGUGUGCAGCAGGUGACGCCGAGGCAUCAGGAGCCUGCAGAGAACGAGCCCACAUCCACCGUGUCUGAAGACCCAGAGCCUUCAGAGACACCCUCGACACCAGAAGUAUUGGACAGUGACACUGAGGAGCCGAGCUCUUCAAACUGCCAGGACUUCAAACUGAGCCUAUGGCAGCCCAGAGUUUCUCUGGACCGACUGCCUCUCGCUCUGCCCAAACCUGGGGGUCCCCUUCCCAGCUUUCUUCUGGUCCCUGGCGAUGCUGAAGAUGAGUUUUAUCUGGAAGAACUGAGCGAGGACUCUGAGUCGCAUGAUGAUGACAUCACAGAUGACGACUCAAAGCCACUGUCGCACGAUGAUGACAUCAAAGAUGACGACUCAAAGCCACAGUCGCACAAUGAUGACAUCACAGAUGACGAAUCAAAGCCACUGUCGCACGAUGAUGACGUCACAGAUGAUGACGUCACAGAUGAUGACGUCACAGAUGACGACUCAAAGCCACAGUCGCAUGAUGAUGACUUCACAGUUUGCUACACAGAGCCGCUGUCGUCCCCAGACUCUCCUCCGACCCUGCAGACCGUCAGCUGCUCUGCCUGCGGAUCGGCCAACGGGUCGAUCAUCUGCUCGGCGUGCGGUCGAGGAUACCACCGAGACUGUCACGUUCCCACCGUUGGAUGUGACAUCUGGAUGGAGUGGACCUGUUCACUGUGUCAGGACCUGAGUGACCCCUCAGACCCCCACAGCUGGGACAGACCACAGAGAGCUGAGAAUCUCAGUCUGCAGGACCAGAAGAGGUGUGAGAGUCUGCUGCUCUACCUGAAGGUCGAAGGCUGCUCUUUACUUUCUAAGAUGGAUUGGGUGUGGUCUCGUCUGAAGACGAUGUCCGAGCGCCUGACUCGGCGGCGCCACCCGGAGUACGAGGCGUCUGCAGAGCUGAUCUACGACGUCUGGAGGCUCUUGCAAGACGCAGCACGGGUACGAACAACGGCAACAUCAAAGGACGAUGACAGCGUAAACACACUGAUGGAGAAUUUUAAGAACAAGGUGACGGAAGCUUUCAGCUCCGAUCUUAAUAGUCCAAGGCGCCGCGCACACACCCAGCACGCUGUGAUGUCACAGACGGAGCAGGUGUCUGAGGGGUCAGAGGUCAUUGAGGUGGUCGACGAUGAGUGUGAGCUGAAGAACGCGAGGAAGAGGCUCGGGGAUUUCUCCGACCUGAAUGAAGUCAAGAAGAGGAAGACGGACAACAUGACUUUACCUCCUUCAAGGUCAAAACAAACGCCACCCAGUGGCUUCAUCAGCUGAGGCAUUCUGGGAGUUGAAGUUCAGUCAGUGUUAAACCUUUGACAGGAGAGACGAGACUUUUUAAACGUCACAGUUUUGAUGUUUGCAGGUCAUUCAAAAAACGUUUUUUAUCAGCUGAUGCACGAACUUUAUCGACAAAGAUUCAGGCUCGCCAGCUGAGUCAUCAGACUCACACGUGCAUGUUUGUUUUUCAUUUCUUUUUGUACUUGAAUAAUUUUGUGUAAUAAACAACCUGUUGUCAUA